AUGGCUUCCGCGCCAUCGUCUGCUGAUACUGGUGCCAUUGGCCCAUCGGCGCCCCGUCUGAUCGAUGGUUUCACUGUGGAGGAGUGGCUGCAAUGGAUCAGCGAACAAGGGAUCCUGGACGAUGUGCUGCCACCCGCAGACGAGAGCGAGACAGGCUCGGCAGCGAUACCGCAAGGCUUGAUCGCGGAGCAGUCUCAGCUUCUGGCGAGCAUGGCCAAGCGUCUGGAUCAGCAGGAGGUCGAGUAUGACAAAACCUUCUCGAAGAAGGAGAUGGCGGCCGAGGCAAUCCAUCGCCAAAAGCUGCACAAGAUGAUGGUCCAGAAAGACAAGGAGAUCCAGCAGUUGAAAGAGGAGCAUCGGCGGCAGCUCCAGGAGACUGGCGUGGACGACCUGAGGCGGCAGGUCCGCAGACUCGAGAAAGAUAAUGCCUCGCUGCGGAAGGAGAAUGAGCGGCUGGAGGCAUCGCUCAGCAAGUCUUCGACAUUGGAGUCUGAGCUGAAGCACGAGCGUGAACGAGCUGACAAAGCAGAGGCGAACAGGGAGUCCGAUAGGCUGGCGCACUUCAACUUGCGGAACACUUUGCACGGCAGGAUCGAGAGCCUUCUUAAGAACUUGAAGGAGGUCGCGCUGUGGAAAGCAGAGCAAUGGCAGCGUGACGUGGACCGGCAAGAGCGGCAGCUCGAUGAGGCCAAACUUCUGAGCACGACUUCUUUGCCAGCGGCCCAGAGUCCGAUGUUCAGAGGCCAGAGCGGUCGCCUACAGCUGGAGGACUUGAAGCGACACGGGAAUGUGUCCAAGGCAUCAUACACCUGCGGCCUGCACCGCGAGGCCUUGCAGUGGUGGCUCGGCCGAAAUCUGCCAGAACAGCCUCUUGACGCUGCCCCCGAUGCCGACAUCACUGCUCCUGUCACAGCAGCUCAAUGCCUUACCAGCCUGGAAGUUCUGUGGUCGCCCCUGGGUUCGCAAUCGCUGGAGUAUGCCAGGAAGUGCAAAGCCUUGAACAGGACCGAUCCAAACAAUGUUCCUGCCGCCCGGAGCGACAAGGGCAGUCACUUCAAAAUCAUUGGGGCCUACGCUUCGGUGCUUUUUGCCCAAAACCGCAAAUUCUUCAAACAACAGAUUCUUUCCAUUGGUAUCUCACAGGACGUCCGUGGAUCGGUGGAGUUCAUCCGGGCCCGAGCUGUGGCCAAGAGCAUGGAUGUUUGCAACUUCGUCCUGGAUGUUCAUGAUAUCGAUGGCAGCAAAGCUUCGCUGGACAAGGCGAGACAAAUUUGGGAGUCUGUCGAAAGCUUCGCAAAAGGGGAUGAGAAGAUUCUUUCGGAUUUCCGCAAAUCUGUCAAGGACCGACAGGUUUGCAAGCGUCCGUUGACGUGCCGCAUGGAUAGUGAGAUGGGCCAUUUACAAGGCCUGCGUUGCGUUUUGAGAUGUGCUCUGCACAAGGGGCAGCGCUCCUUGGAGAGUGCCAUAGCAGCAGACGAGCGGUGCAACAUGCUUAUAGACGGGUUGAUCACAGCCUAUUCAACUUCAUCCACUGAUCAUGGUUCCCUUGCUCGUGGGUUGAGAAACACAAAGCUGAAGAGCAUGUUUGCAGAGCAUUGCCAGAAAGAUAUAGAUGCCCUAGACGGCCACCUGACGAAGCUCACUGGCUUCCGCUUUGCGGCACAACGCUUUGACUCUAUAUUGGAGGUUGCCAGACUGAUUGUGUUGCACAUCCGUCCAAUCGUGCAUUCUUUGGUGCAUCUCAAGCUGUCGGACGCCAAAUAUGAGAAAUGGGGCUCGAAAAUGUUAUCCUUCUUUACUGCCCCGAACCUACUUCUGCUCAGUCUCAUUGCGGAACUCGCAGCGAGCUGCAGUCACUACCACCACCGCUUCGAUAACAAGGGGGCCAAGGCCACCAUUAUUUGUAAAAUGGGGUAUUGGUACGGAACCUUGAAAGCAGAACUUGACCGGCUGUUCACCUUCAAUGACGGGUCUCCUCCCCUGGUUUUGUCUCCGGAUUUCACAGCGGGCUUCGUGCAGACAAUGCGCACUUCCUACGAUCUUCUUGUGACGGAAACAAUUAUUGCAGGUGGCAAGCUACAAUUUUACAGAAAAGGCCUCGAAAGCGAGGCAUCUCUUCGAAAGCAGGUGGCGGCUGAGUUAGGGAGCAUACAGAACGUCAUGCGUCUCUACUUACAGUCGGUGGACCCCGGGGACCAUGCCAUUGCAUCAAGCUUACGACCUUUUGAUCUUGAGUACUGGCAGCAGCAUUUCUCGGACGAGACAUUGUCGUCAACCUUCGAGCCGCUGGCACAAAUCAUCGGCCAUCCAGCGAGGGCUGCAGACCUGGCUUCCCAAUACCUCGCGUGUCGGCCCACGGCUUUGCAACUUCAGAGGCAGGGUGUCUCCGACACUGCCUGGCUGGAAGCGGCCAAGCACUGGGGAGAUCGUUUGGUUGUCUUGCGGGAUGCCGUGUCCUUCAUGAGCUCCGUUUUUGCUUCGACAGCAGAAAUAGAACAGCAGUUCAGCUUGCUGCAGAUGCUGGCUUCUGGUCGCAAGUCUCACACGACGUUGGUUCAUUUGCGAGAUGCGAUGAAGGAAUGCGACCGGAGCACUUCGUCCAAUGCCACCGUGCAAAGCAUACUGAAAGCUGCCGGUAUGUCCCGAGUGAGGCAGCUGGAGCCGAAGGCUGUGAAAGGUGUUACCUUGGCCGGCCAGAAACGCAAGAGGCAAGAUCAGCUGAACAAUCUCGUUCCCGCCCAGGAUGCCGAAGAUGCAGCUGAGCUUGAAGCCGUCACUCAGGAGGCUGCUUUGUCCCGCCGCGGCAAGGAUUACGAGAAGUUGUGCAAGACAUUGCAGGAGAACUCCAAGAGGCAGAAGAAGCGCUUUGCAGAGGAUGCUCUUCCGCAGGGCAGCUGCCGCCCAGACGUCCGCAAGUUGCAUCAGCACGAGAAGAAACAGAAAGACUUGUUGGAGAAUGUUCGCCGCUUGGAUCGUCGUGAGCUCCAUUGCGUUUCUUUGGCCCAGCCUGAACUCUUGAAGUGCAACACCGUUGCAGUGGCGCUUACAGCAGAUGAUGAGAGAGAUUUGAUGGGGUUGGGUUUGAAGACGGUGCUGUGGCAGAACACCACCCAGCAGUUCGAAAGUCUUAUGCAAGUGAGAAACCUGGUUUGGUUCUGCAGGGAUCCAGAUGUGGAGAUGCAGUGUUUUUUGGCAUCUGGAGCAGGUGCCGUCUCUGGAUUUGUCAUGACGACACGUCUUUUGGGGGGAUUCCUUGGAACGGCUGAGUGGUUCAAGGUGUGCCAAGCCCACUCGCGUAUCGUUCAGCCACCGGCUCGUGUCAAGCCUGCUCUGUGGGAGCGUACUGAAGUAUGUUUCCAUAAAUCGCUGGAAGCAGACCCGUCGCUGCCGGAUGCAGCGAUUGCCAUUGGAAAGGCCGUAGAAGCAAGUGUGAAAGUUCGGAAUCCUUCAUUGUGGCAGCUUCGUAGCGAUUGGAAGCAGGUUACUGGCAAAGAGGCUUUCAUACUGAUCUCAGCGUCUGUGAGCGAUUGUGAAAGUAAGCUUGAGAAGCUCAAGCAAAAGGCCGUGCAGGAAAUUCUACGCUCGCUGUACAGGAGCAAAAACUGGCAUUUUGCCAUUUGCAUGAUGGACGCCUUUGACGACCUAUUGACUGCGGGCACAAGCGCUGCUGACAUGAGCAGCAAGCCUAAGAAGGCUUGCACUGACGUGGAUCCCAAGGUGACGGUGUCACCAGGAGACGGGCCUCUGGUGGCUUUGGCAAAAGUGUUGAUGGAGACACUUGAGAAAGACAUCGCCAACGAGAUCAUUUCCCCGAUGAUGCCGGAGUUUGAAUACUGGGAUGCGCAGGCUUACCUCCCCGAGUCCAAAGGCGGUAUCCUGCCGCUCUCUGCGGAGCUGUAUCAGGAGAAGAUCCGCGAGGAUAAGGAGCUGACGUGCAUGGUGACCUUGCGAGAAGUGGGCCUCGCACCCGGGUGUAAUCAGGCAAUAGAGCACUUGGACAUGGUGCCUAUGUUCGGCUCCAUCGUGAAGUUCCAUGACCGAUUCCUGGACCAGGGGCCGGAGACUUUGCGCAAGUUCACUACACUUAUCAGUGUGCGUAGUGAAAGCCUGCCGUUUCCGAAUGAGUAUGAGAUCCUCAACGGCAGCAUUUGGCGGUUCGCUUUCCUGUACGGCUAUGCACGCAGCUUGGAGCAGCAUGAUCUCCGGGACCGUUUUCGUAAAGCUGCUCGUUCCUUCCCUGUGACGUUUCAGUGGGCGACGGACAGCAGCCUCAUCCGCCAGCGAGUGCAAGAAGACCAAAACUUGAAGAGCAAGCGCGAGCUUGCAGGGCUCCCCAUCCAUCGAUUGAGCAAGGUCGUUGUGCAUGUCCAGAAGGAGCUCAAGGAUGGGGGCAAGGGCUUCAAAGCCGAGGACGUGUACAAGUACUUGAACGAAGUCAAGUGGUCUGCGGCCGAUGGCAAGGAAUUCUCCAAAACGGGUGUGGCGAGUGCUAUCAAGAUCCAAGGUAGGUUGACACAGAGGGCCGUGCGAUUGCUUGAUUGCAUGGAAGCCUACCUGGGAAGCGGGAAGCACCCGUUCGGUUCUCUGAGCGCCCUGGACGUUGUCUGCCAGAAGACAAAUGUUCGUGACGGCGAGCUUUCGGGGAAGCUCUUGGAGUUCUGCCUGGAAGCGAUCUUCGUGCGGCUGCUACGUGGCAACACGAAAAGCCAGGAUGGCGGCCGGGAGUUGGUGCGAACGCAGUGCGUGAUUUUCCUCGGCAUCCGCAGGAUUUUGUACUUCUUGCGCGAGAAGAUGGGGUUUCAGUGCUGGCUUUCUUUCCUGGGCUUCCAUGAGUCGCAGCCAAAAGGCAUCUUGCUGACCCAAUCCAGGGACAUCCUUUCUGAAGAGGGAUUGCCAGCUGCGAUGGUCGGCUCGGAGAGGCUGUGCCGCGAAUCGCUGGCAAUGUUGAUUGACGGAGUCGCGGACCAAUCCUUGGAGGAGGCGCUCCAGGGCAAUCCCAACAUGAAUGGAGAGGACCUGUUGUCCACGGCGGCGCUAGAGAGCUGUUUCAUGUGGAAGAGAAUCAAGGAGCUCCGCGCCGGAGAAGAGCGUGAGCGCUUGGUGGCAGAAGCAAGUGCCGCGGCACCUGCUGCCCCUGUGGACCCGGCACCGCCGGCACCCGUCCCCGCCCAGGUGGAUGUCCAGAGUGGAGCCCGCAGCUCCACUGCAGAGGAGGUGCCAGUCGCGGACGAGGAGGCAGCGGAGGUCCCGAAGGCAUCCUGGAAAAAGUAUUUCCCGGAUCUCAUCCUUCCGGAGUCCAUGGCAGAGACACUGUCGGGGAAGGACGAGGCGGUGCUUGCGAGGCUCCACCAGUUCGCCUGUGCACGCUUUCUGGCAGCAGGCGUGCAGAGCACCGUGACCUUUGCCGAGACGCCGAAAACAGACCUCCAGCACUUCUUGCAGCAACACCCGCUUUUGUCGUCCCGCACUUCAGAUGACCGAAUUGUCUAUGUGUAUGACUGCAAAGCCCACAAUGACAAGUUUUCCGAGCGAUACCGCACACGGCCGUUUUUCUUGCUCCCGCCGCUAGACGAAAAUCACUUGGCCUCAUGCUUGGGUGCCACUGCUCCAAAGGACAGGGACAUGUUCAUUAUCCUCGAUGGUCGCCGCCUAGAGGCGGCGAGCAAGUUCAGGAAAAUCGUGAACAAGAGUGGCACUGGCAACUGGAAGGGGGCGCCAAGCUUCUUGUUCAGACUCGUGUACGACAACCAAGAAUUUAGUACCGGAGGCUAUGCGUCCACAAGGACAAGGACUUCCGUGGGCGCUCUGCCAGAACCCAUCGAAACGGUGACGGUGCUUCAUCCCAAGACGUGUGAAUUGGAGAACCGGGAAAGACGAUUCCUAAAUCUACCGGGAAGCUCUUUCACCCGGGCCUUGACCGGUAUCCGGCUCCUGAGCUCCGAAGAUCAUAGCCUCCGCAUACCGUGCUCAGUUAUGACAGAGGUGCAGAAGGACCAAGUCGUGCAGGGCGACGCCAGUGCUGGGGGCCAAGGUGCAGCAGGUCCUGACCCAGAUUCUGGGUCGGGUGCAGACGGCCUCGUGUUCUAUCCAUGGACAAGCGAGGAAGGCGUAUUCUUGGAAUUCUUGAAUUUCUGGGCGCAUGAGAAGGCCGUUGUUGUCAGCUUCACGGCUGGAUGUGGCCAGCUGGAGUUGGCAUGUGUGCGUCAGGGAACACAGUGCCUCACACUGACAUUGAAUGCGAAGCAUCGGGAGGUGAUUCUGCAACGACUGGUCUUGCUGGUCAUGCUGCACACGUUGCGAGGGUCGACGGACUUUGUCGGCAAUCGACGAGUCUUGGAGGAGAGACCUUCAGGGGGGUCGCAGGACAUGGCUGUGGAUGCAGCUGCGGCCCCAGCUGCGCCUCCAGCAGCUCCCGUGGCAGGGCAGAGCCAGACCCAGGCUGGUGCAGAGUCUGAUGGGAGCGGUUCCGGAGAUGACAGUGACUCUGCGUAA
Molecule: messenger RNA, 6492 nt
Organism: Symbiodinium necroappetens
Lineage: Eukaryota; Dinophyceae; Suessiales; Symbiodiniaceae
Source: the annotation of a GenBank genome assembly